CAUUCUGUGUUCCGCCAUUUUAGUACUAAACAUUUUUUUUCUGUAGUCCACUUCUCUCGACGCGUCUAUAAAAUAAAUCAAUAAUGUAGCAAAUAGAAUAGGGAGUGUCAAUGCAGUUCUCAUAGUAUAUUUGUGUUAUUUUGUUUUUUAUACAAAUCAAUGGCUAAGUACUUAUAGUAAACUAAAAUUUCAACAAAAUGCAUCGACGCGGCGGGAAACGUAUCCGGAUGGACGAUCCUCCACCAGAAUAUGUUAAUCCAAUGACUCCCGCCACGCCUAUGACGGACUACGGAGGACAAUCUGUACACGAGCCAGAAACGCCUAGUUAUUCAGGUUUUAAUGUUGGAGCAGUGGCAAACUCGACUGCCACUGAGAUUGUUAGAGAGGAACCUGAAGAAUCUCACCACGAAGAGGAGGCUGCCAGGUCACCAUCUCCGGCUCCUACGAAACGGAUCACCCGGAGCCGUGGACGAGGUGGUGAUGGAGGGUAUGUGGGGCGAUUGGCAGAGUCGCCGCCCCCGCCGCCCCUGCGAAGACGCGGACGCGGUGGUCGCGGACGGGGCCGUGGUCGAGGGGCGGCCCCACCGCAGGCAUACUCGCCUCCACCUGUACUUUUACCUGGCGACGACGAAAGUAGCCUGUAUAAUAUUUUAAGAUUUAAUAAGACUGCCAUAAAUCAAGUUGUGGAUAUGUGGAUUGAGGAGUACAAGACCAACCGUGAGAGUGCCUUGGUGCAGCUGAUGCAGUUCUUCAUAAAUUCGUCGGGCUGCCGUGGGAAGGUCACACCGGAUAUGGCACAGAUGGAUCACACACUUAUUAUUAAGAAAAUGACUCAAGAGUUUGAUGAGGAGAGUGGAGAGUACCCUUUGAUAAUGACAGGCCAGACAUGGAAGAAGUUCCGUUCAAACUUCUGCGAGUUCAUCCAGACACUGGUGAAGAUGUGCCAGUAUUCCAUUAUAUAUGACCAGUACUUGAUGGACAACAUAAUCUCACUGCUCACUGGACUCUCCGAUUCACAAGUUAGAGCAUUCAGGCACACAGCCACUCUUGCUGUGAUGAAGCUGAUGACUGCGCUUGUGGACGUGGCGCUGCUGACGAGCGUGAACUGCGACAACUGUCUCCGGCAGUACGAGGCCGAGCGGCUCAAGGCGCGGGACAAGCGCGCCAGCGAACGUCUCGAGGUGCUCGUCGCCAAGCGACAGGAGCUCGAGGAGAAUAUGGAGGAGAUCAAGAAUAUGCUCUCCUACAUGUUUAAGUCUGUCUUCGUACACAGAUAUAGGGAUACACUGCCAGAUAUAAGAGCGAUAACAAUGGCUGAGAUAGGCAUCUGGAUGGAGAAGUUCCCGGCGCACUUCCUCGACGAUCUCUAUCUCAAGUACAUUGGAUGGACUCUACACGACAAGGUAGGAGAGGUGAGACUGCGCUGCCUGCAAGCGUUGCAGCCGCUGUAUGAAUGCGAGGAGCUGAAGGGCAAACUGGAGUUGUUCACAUCCAAGUUUAAAGAUCGUAUAGUGUCCAUGUCGCUCGACAAGGAGACUGAGGUCGCGGUGCAUGCCGUCAAACUUGUUAUAGCUAUACUCAAGAUGCACCCGGACGUGCUGACGGACAAGGACUGCGAGAACGUGUACGAGCUGGUGUACUCGUCGUGGCGCGCCGUGGCGGCGGCUGCGGGGGAGUUCCUCAACGUGCGGCUGUUCAGGGCGGAGCCCGAGCCGGCCGCGGAGCCCGCCCGCAGCCGCCGCGGCAAGCGGCGCCUCCCCGCCACGCCGCUGCUGCGGGACCUCGUGCAGUUCUUCAUCGAGUCGGAGUUACACGAGCACGGCGCGUAUCUGGUGGACUCGUUGAUCGAGUCGAAUCCCAUGAUGAAGGACUGGGAGUGUAUGACGGACCUGCUGCUCGAAGAGGCCGGGGUCGGUGAGGAAGCACUGGACAAUAGACAGGAGUCGUCGCUGAUCGAGCUGAUGGUGUGCUGCGUGCGGCAGGCCAGCACCGGGGAGCCGCCCGUCGGACGAGGACCCGCACGCAAGCACCACCACCUGCUGUCCAAGGACCAGGCCAAGCAAGUGAGCGACGACCGCAGCCGCAUGACGGCGCACUUCAUGGUGACGCUGCCGGCGCUGCUGGACAAGUUCGGAGCCGACCCCGAGAAGCUCACCAACCUGGUCUCCAUCCCGCAGUACUUCGACCUGGAGCUCUACACCACGCAGCGCCAGGAGGGCAACCUCACGCUGCUGCUCAACAAGCUGCGCGACAUUGUCUCCGUGCAGACAGAGGCGGAGGUGGUGGAGACGUGCGGUCGCACGCUGGAGUGGCUGUGCGGCGAGCAGGGCGGCGUCUACACGCGCUGCAACGUCGCCCGAGCCACCAUCACCGACAUGUGCGUCAACCGGUACAAGGAGGCCAUCGACGAGUACCGUUCGCUACUGGAGGGCGGCGAGACACCUGAUGCGGACGAGGUGUUCGCGGUCGAGAACUCGCUGCGGAAGGUCUCCAUCAUGUACAUGUGCCACAACCUCAACGAUACCAAUAUAUGGGACUCGCUCUUCGAGGACCUGCCCAAGUGCAUCAAGCAGAACGAGUCGCAGAUGCCGCCACAGGCGCUGGUGUACGUGGUGCGCGCGUGCUUCUACUCCGUGGUGUGGUCGCUGCACGAGCUCGAGGAGCGGCUGGUUGCAGGCGGAGGAGCAGCUGAUGCUCUUUCACAGUUGCACGACCGUCUGCACGGGUACAUGGCGCAGUGCCGCAGCAUCGUGGCGGAGGGGCGGUCGCGCGCGCUGCAGGAGGAGGCCUACAGCAGCGUGUGCGACCUGCUGGUGGUGUUCGCGGCGCGGCUGCCGCACCACGCGCCGGCUCUGCGCCGCCUCGUGCUGCUGCCCGACACCGACCUCUGCGACCUCCUCAACGCCGCCGUGCAGCGGCUCGUCUUCGUGCACCACGACUACGACGGACAAGACGAGAGACGGAUCGAGGAGUUGCACAAGCGCCGCAACUUCCUGGCGGCGUACUGCAAGCUCAUAGUGUACAACAUAGCGCCCAUACGACGCGCCGCUGACGUCUUCAAACACUACAUCAAGUGCUACAACGACUACGGGGAUAUAAUAAAAUCUACGCUAAGCAAGGCGCGCGAGAUCAACAAGCUCAACUGCGCCCUCACCAUGGAGCUGGCCAUGCAGGCUCUCUUCACGGACAUGCUGCAGCGGCACCAGACCCUCAACAAGCAGCUGCCGGAGUUCCUCGAGCUGAAGGAGCUGGCGAAGCGGUUCGCGGUGAUGUUCGGGCUGGACGCGGUGAAGAAUCGCGAGGCGCUGACGGCGCUGCACCGCGCCGGCAUCGCGUUCGCGGCGCUGGAGCCCGGCCGCGCGCCGCCGCCGCACCUGCUGUUCCUGGAGCCCCUGGCGGAGUUCUCGGGCAAGCUGCUGCGGCAGGACAAGCGGCAGGUGCUCAAGUUCCUGGACUCGCGCAUCCAGCACUCGGUGCAGUGGGGCGAGGAGUGGGCCCCCCUGACGGCCUACCGCAACUCGCUGCUGACGGACUCCCCCGACGAGCGCCCGCCCCCCGCACGCAAACACUACGCGCGCAGGCACCGUGGACAUGAGGAAGACGAGGGCGAGGAGAAUCCCGAUUCAGACCAGGAGCACCCAGGCACGCGGAGAAAGCGCCGGAAGAUAGACCGACCGACCCCCUCCACGGACACCACGCCCAGCAAGAGCAGCUACAGCAGUGACACGAGCGUGGCUGCAGCCCCCCGCCGCAGCUUGAGGAACAAACAUCAGAUGCGACAGUAGCCAGCAAGCAACUGAUUACGAGUUGUCAGCGCUUAGCGGCAUGGUAACGGUACCAUUACCACUGAAAGAAAUAACUCUAUUUUCGUAUAUGUGCUUUAAAUAAUUAUAUAUAGUGUUGUACCUACUUGAAAAUUAAAAUU
This is a messenger RNA of Achroia grisella, 3925 nucleotides long. It is a transcript of the gene SA1, whose product is annotated as cohesin subunit SA-1. Bases 198 to 3785 code for a protein of 1195 amino acids. The transcript is spliced from 22 exons. Gene Ontology annotation, biological process: sister chromatid cohesion. Gene Ontology annotation, molecular function: chromatin binding. Gene Ontology annotation, cellular component: cohesin complex; chromatin; nucleus. The record is from RefSeq and is a predicted model, not a curated record. Lineage: Eukaryota; Metazoa; Arthropoda; Insecta; Lepidoptera; Pyralidae.